Molecule: messenger RNA, 4332 nt
Organism: Penaeus indicus
Lineage: Eukaryota; Metazoa; Arthropoda; Malacostraca; Decapoda; Penaeidae
Product: receptor-type tyrosine-protein phosphatase epsilon-like
Exons: 27
Coding region: 436-4086 (1216 amino acids)
Biological process (GO): protein dephosphorylation
Molecular function (GO): protein tyrosine phosphatase activity; protein binding
Source: RefSeq, a predicted model, not a curated record
GCUGUCCAACUGGAAAACCUCUGGCGCGGAUUUAAAUACCGUGUUCUGGUGUUGGUCGUAACCGAACACGGCUUCCUUGAUGGUUCCACGAAUCAGCGUGUCCAGACUGCCGACUUCAUUACAAAUUGCUCAGAUCCCAGCAUCACAGAGGUUGAGGAAACCGAAGCUACUAAUUCCUCUAUCUCCCUGAGAUGGUCACUGGAUCUCCAAGUACAUCCUCGCUGUGAAGUGACGUAUAUUCUCGAGCUCGGGAAGAAGUCAGGAGGAUCCAAAAUACGAAAAACAACCAGCUCGACUUCCUUCAGUUUCGUUGGCUUGGAUCCGGACAGUGAAUACGAACUUGUGAUCGGGCUCUACAGUGGCAUCGCAAGAGAACCAAAGUUUUUAGAAAGACUAUGGCCUUUCAGGACAUUAAUUAGCCCCCCGCUAGCGCCUAUGCUAUCGUUGGAGAUUACAGCAAUCCGAGAAAUAAAAGUUAAGUGGGAACUUCCUCGGCAGUCGAGUCAUGCUGACAUUUACGAUGUCAGCCACCAGCUUCUCAAGUAUGAAGCCUGCACAAACCGCAUCAUCCAGCAUGCAACUAAAGCCCAUCACACAGCCACUGAGAUCUUUCUCAGGGACCUGGAGAGCUAUGCCACCUAUGAAGUCUGCGUUGAGGCGAGGAAUGAUGGUGGUUCAGGUCCUGCAGCUUGUUCCUCUGAAACUACACUGCCAACAGCUCCUGAAAUACAACUUCGAUACCAAUGCCGAUAUCAACCUACCGGAUAUUUCAGCUGUCAAACAGUCGGCACGUGUGAGCAGUACAACGGACCCAACGCACGAGCAGAAUUAAUCAUCGAAACUUUCCUGGAAUGUAGAAACAAGUCCCAGAAAGAGGAAUACAGUCAAAACCUAGCCAGCAAUUACAUAAAUUUUUUCUUAAAAAGUAGGGAGUUGCUAAAAGGGGCGACCUACAAUGCUACGGUUGCUUUCAAGAAUGACGCUGGCACUGGGCUGGAAUCGACAAGUUCACUCACGACUUCCUCAGCAAAGGCUCCCCGGGUGAGAGAUCUGGUGGGAGCAGCUGUGUCUCCCCGCGAGGUCAGGUUGAUGUGGAAUGACCCGUGCCCGCCAAAGGGAAAGAUCACCAGGUUUGCGUACAGAAUUCAUUCAGUUUGGACCUAUAAAAAUCCCGAACCUUGUGCGUCUCUGCCUAAGUUUGAUCGAUGUAUCGAAGUUGGAGGCUUGAAGGUCAACACAAAUUAUACUUUUGAGGUCGCAGCUGUUAAUAGUCUUGGACUAGGCUACAUUGAAAAAAUCAGUGUUUCAACCAUCGAGGCCAAACCCGGACCACCAUCUGGUAUGUUGACCAUACCAGGAGUUUCCUCCAUCGAGGUGCUCCUCCAAUUCCCCGUGGCGCCCGGUGGCCUUCUGCUGAACUUCACCACAAGACUGGCAGAUGGACAGCCCUCAUGUAGGGGCAAUAUCACGAGAGAGUCAUUUGGCCCUGUUCAAUGUAAGUUGCAGAAUCUGGAACGAGGGAAGAUUUACACUGCAAGUGGUUCCUUCUGCAAUUCAGCAGGAUGCGGACCGAGCUUAGAGCAGGACGUGGCCACACUGCCCAUCCCGCCCAGUUUCGAAGGGGCCCUGGGCGUGCUGGCCAAAACCGACACCAACAUCACGCUGUCGCUGCCCAGCAUUCAGACGGAAGGCGACGGUGAAAGCUUGCUCAUCGUUUUGGUCCAACAUAUACCGAAAGAAGAAAUCUCCAACUAUAGAAAGGAAAGCUUCGUGGAAUUAUAUGCCAAACUCUCGGGGUCUCCUCGUCAGAGACGCCGCGUGGGGGGGGACGACGGCUGCAAAAACAGGGACGGCGAGUACAUAGCUGGCAUCUUCGAUUAUGAGCAACAAAAGGAGUUCGUCAUUGGAGACGAGGAUUCUGAUUAUGACAACUGCCCCCUCACGCCGGGCGACUUCUAUAUGAUUGGUGCUGUUGCCAGGGUCGACCUCCUGGACCACCAAAGCUACGCCGAGACGUCUCUCGAUGCCCCUGUCAAGGCGGUGGUCGAUGUGACGAGCCCGCUGGCCUUCGCGCUUCCCCUGCUGCUCCUGCUGGCUCUGCUCCUGCUCCUGCUGGCCUUCGUCUAUUUAAAGAAGUUCAGGAAGCCAAAGGAUCCCUUGGAAUUUCAAGAGACCAACGCCAGAAUCUUGGACGAUGGAGUGAAUCAUUCUGAAGGGAAUUCUAACCUGAUCCAUGUCCAACAGCAGAAUGUAGCCCUCAUGCCAAUGCAGCCAGUACAACAGCAGUAUCAGCUGACAGCAGGACCCGCGGUGCCUGAUCGUGAGCCUCCUUCCCCGUCGGUGCAGGACAACAUUUACGAGAACGUAGGAAGCGCCACGGCCAACAGGAUAGCGCGAGUGGAGCUGGAGGCAUACCUCAACAAGGUCAUUGGCACCCAGGAUGCUGCAGACGACUUUAAGAAAAUUCCAGCAACCAUGGACAAAUCUAUGGCGUAUGGCGAGCAACUUCAAGUCAAGAAGAAAAACAGAUUUAGGAACAAUUUACCGUUUGAUGAAACCCGAGUGAAAUUGUCAGUCAUCAACAAUGAUCCCUUCAGUGACUACAUUAAUGCCAACCAUAUUUAUGGCUUUGGUGGCUACUUGAGGUACAUUGCAUCCCAAGGACCCAAGGAUGCAAACGUCAGCACCAUUGGCGACUUCUGGCGUAUGAUUUACGAACAGAAGAUGGACAUCAUCAUUAUGGUUGCCAAUUUCAUCGAGGGGGGAAGGGUCAAGGUCGGGGAGUACUUUCAGCGUGGAGCUACUCUGGAGUUUGACGGCUAUGUCGUGUCUGCCAUCAAAAGCGAACAGCACCCACACUACAUUGUAUCUACUAUACAGGUCUGGAAGGGUGAUAUUUGCCAUACCGUCACGCACUACCACUACACCAGGUGGCCCGACCAUGGGGUGCCCAGUGAAGCCCAAACACUGGCUGUCAUGAUGAGGGACAUCCUCAACACACACAAGCAAGGUGGCGCUGUGGUACACUGCUCUGCUGGCAUUGGCCGAACUGGCACUGUGCUCUUAGUGUUGCUGAUGCACGAGAUGCUGACCAUCGACGGUGACGUUGAUCCCGUGCAGAUCCUGAGACGCCUGCGCGAGUGUCGUGCACGACUGGUGGAGAAUCAAGCCCAGUAUAACUUCGGUCUCGAGGUUUUUGAUGAAAUCCUCUAUGGCGCACAGACAGUGACUACUCCGGCUAUGCUAGCUGCAGCAUUACCAAGCCUUUUGCAAGACAGCCACACUCUUUACACAAGAGCAAAGAAACUACCAACCGGCCUGACCUUCCGCAUUGGCUCUCAGGCCAGCGUGGCGCACCUGAAUCGAUCCCAAGACAUACUUCCAGCAGACAGUCGUAGCAUUUUCCUGAACACUGGCGAUGGUCAGAUCUCGUCUCAGUACAUAAAUGCCGUGCGGAUAAACGGGCUCGAUAAGCCAGACACUCUUAUUGUGACUGAGCAUCCUCUGCAAAGUUCAGUGCUGAAAUUUUGGCAUCUUGUAAUAGAGAAAAACUGUCUUUCCGUUAUCCUUCUCAACUCCUAUGAUGUAUCUGAACAGAAAGAGUUUCCAGCUCUGAUACCGGAGGAUUAUUCCUACUUUACGAUAGGCUCAUACAGCAUCCAAACUCAACAUUUCCAGGAGUAUGAGGCGGUUGUCCAGUAUUCUAUGAGUAUAACAACGGAAAAGAAUACAGAACACAAAGUUGUAGUGUACCAGGUGCGAGACUGGCCUUGUACUAGUGCUGUGCCAAAUAACCCCGAAGCCCUCCUCACUGUAGCAGACUUAGUGCUCUCUGGACCCACUAAUGACAGUCCAAUGUUGCUGUGUUGUGCGGAUGGCGUCACCGCGUGCGGGCUGAUGGCUGGUGUUAUUCUGACAGUGGAACGCCUUCAAACGUACCAGGAAGUUGAUGUUUACCGCACUGUAGUGAGACUCCUUCGCUGCCGGCCUCAGUUCUUCACUUCGGUGGUUCAGUUUGACUCGCUGUACCAAGCUGCUCUGAACUACAUAGAGAAUUAUGAUACAUAUGCCAACUUCAGUGGCUGAAAUUGCAGUGCCUUUGUGAAAAAAUAUGGAGGGACUAGGGCUGUACAAUAAGAAGAUUUUACACAAUACGUAACAAGAAUAUUUCUGUUACGAGGAACUCAGCUUGAAGUACAAAACCUCUUGGAGUAAAGGAAAUAAGUGAUGUGAGUACGUUCAUGAACACAGAUACGAAUGUAGUAGAACAUACUAUAUGAAACGAAGAAGUAACAACUAAAGAGAUCUUUAUGUUAGUUUUUUUUUCUAUAU